Molecule: messenger RNA, 1900 nt
Organism: Cladophialophora immunda
Lineage: Eukaryota; Fungi; Ascomycota; Eurotiomycetes; Chaetothyriales; Herpotrichiellaceae
Exons: 5
Coding region: 1-1797 (598 amino acids)
Biological process (GO): secondary metabolic process
Molecular function (GO): CoA-ligase activity
Source: RefSeq, a predicted model, not a curated record
AUGCCGUUCCUUGCUCACAAAAAGUUGACGGUCCCGACCCAAGAUCUUCUGUCGUGGAUUUUCGACAAGGCAGACUAUGACCCUGAUAAACCAAUCUAUAUCGACACUUCAAACCCUUCCCGAACACUGUCCCUGAAUCAGGGACUCGGCAUGGUCCGGAAGCUCGGUGCUGGAUUCCGAGCAGCAGGGCUAAAAAAGGGAGAAUGUGUCUGUGUGCACUCCUUCAACGAUAUCUACUACUCGGUCCUUUUCUUGGGCAUCCUUGCCGCCGGGGGCAUUUUCGUGGGGACGAAUCCUUCCUAUACGCCCUUCGAGCUGAAGCAUCAUCUCAAGACCUCGGGCGCAAAGUACGUCGUCGCUGAACCUGAAUUGCUGGAUGCAAUCAAGACUGUCUCGGGGGACUGUGGCAUUCCCGACUCCAAUAUCCGAAUCUUCAAUGUCAAAGGCCAGGAAGUGCCCGAGGGAUUCCAGUCCUGGUCGGAGCUGAUGCGUCAUGGAGAGCGGGACUGGGACCGAUUCGACGACGAAGAGAUUUCCAGCACGACGCCGGCUGCGUUUCUGUUCAGCUCGGGAACCACUGGACUUCCAAAAGCAGCAGUGGUGUCUCAUCAUAACCUGGUCGCCCAGCACACUCUUGCGAUAGCACCCGAUGUGGUGCCCUGGCAGGUCCGGCGUCUUCUAUACAUGCCCAUGUUUCACGCAGCGAUCGUCCCCGUGGGUCACACGACCCCGUUCAAGGCAGGCCACGAGACCUACGUGAUGCGACGGUUCGAGAUGAGGGAGUUUCUGCACUCGAUCCAGGAAUUUAAAAUCACCGACCUGUCCAUCAGUCCACCUGUAGUGGUCAUGGCUCUGGCAAGUCCACUGCUCAACCAGUACGACCUCACAUCGGUGAAAUGGUGCAGGUCCGGCUCCGCACCGUUGGGCAAAGUGCACCAGCGGGCAUUUGAAAAGCACUUGGCCCCCGACGGCGUCUUCAACCAAGUCUGGGGCAUGACGGAGACGACCUGUGUCGCUUCCAGGUUUUGGUACCCGGAAAGUGACUCCACGGGGAGCAUCGGACGGUUCAUCGCGAAUUUAGAUGUGAAACUCGUCGAUGAACAAGGCAAUGAUGUCACAGCGGUUGGAGCAAAGGGUGAACUUCUCGUGAGAGGUCCUACCAUCAUCAAAGGCUACUACAAGAACCCCGCAGCCAACAGAGACUCUUUUGAUCAAGAUGGAUAUUUCAAGACAGGCGACAUCGUUUCCUGUGGAAGAAUCGUGGAAGAUAACGCCCCAAGCCAGACCAGUGUUCGAAACGGGGGCGAAACGAUGACAGAGACCGCCGUUACGGCGAAGUGGUACAUUCACGAUCGCAAGAAAGAGCUUAUCAAGGUGAGAGGGUUCCAGGUGUCGCCUGCCGAACUGGAAAAGGUCCUCCUGCAGCACCCGGCCGUCGUGGACGCGGCGGUCAUCGGCGUCAAGGUCUACCAUGACGCCACCGCCUCUUCUCUGUCCUCCAGCAGUCCCAUUGACAGUGGGAAGGACGGCGAACACCCUCGCGCCUAUGUGGUGCUGGGGCCCGGGAAACAUGCGACCGAGGCGGACGUGAAGGACUGGUGCGCUCAGCACCUGGCCAAAUUCAAGGCUCUCACAGGAGGGGUGAGAUUCAUUGAUGCGCUACCGAGAAAUGCAGGGGGGAAGCUCUUGAAAGGCGUCCUGAGAGAGCAGGCUGCCAAAGAAGCUGGAGUGGACGCAUCAGAGACGCGGCCGAAUAGAGAGGACAAGACCAGUUCUGCCCUCAGGGCCAAGCUUUGAUUCCCGGCGCAGGAUGGCCAUAACUCGCAGAUGAAGACUCCCUAGAUAACGGAUAAUCUAGAGAUAUGUAGCAGUGAGCACAUAGCACAUAUGCGUAUGCAAG